This is a messenger RNA of Propithecus coquereli (Coquerel's sifaka), 1373 nucleotides long. RefSeq names its product zinc finger, DHHC-type containing 22 (gene ZDHHC22). The coding region runs from base 203 to 994 and encodes 263 amino acids. NCBI's taxonomy places the organism in Eukaryota, Metazoa, Chordata, Mammalia, Primates, Indriidae. The record is from RefSeq and is a predicted model, not a curated record. Gene Ontology annotation, molecular function: palmitoyltransferase activity. Gene Ontology annotation, cellular component: Golgi apparatus. The transcript is spliced from 3 exons. Gene Ontology annotation, biological process: protein palmitoylation.
ACUCGCUGGCGCCCAAGUGGGAGGCCAGCAGCUGCCCGCUCCCUCCUCCCUCCGUCCCCGCUACCUGCCCAGUGCCCGAAGCGAAGCGUGAGGAGGCUGCAAGCCAGCGGGCCGAGCCCACAACUUUGCAGUCUCAGGGAGGGCGAGAGCCGGCGCCCGGGGCUCCUCUUGCCGGCGACCAGCGCUCGGAAUGUAAUCGAGGAUGCUGGCCCUGCGGCUGCUCAACGUGGUGGCCCCCGCCUACUUCCUGUGCAUCUCCGUGGUGACCUUCGUGCUGCAGCUCUUCCUCUUCCUGCCCAGCAUGCGCGAGGACCCCGCAGCCGCCCGGCUCUUCUCGCCCGCCCUGCUCCACGGGGCACUCUUCCUAUUCCUCUCGGCCAACGCCCUGGGCAAUUACAUCCUGGUCAUCCAGAACUCCCCAGACGACCUGGGCGCCUGCCAGGGAACCUCGGCCAGAAGGUCUUCGUGCUCCCCGCCCAGCACCCACUUCUGCCGAGUGUGCGCCAGAGUCACCCUGAGGCACGACCAUCACUGUUUCUUCACCGGCAACUGCAUCGGCAGCAGGAACAUGCGCAACUUCGUCCUGUUCUGCCUCUACACCUCCCUGGCCUGCCUCUACUCCAUGGUGGCCGGCGUGGCCUACAUCUCCGCCGUCCUUUCCAUCUCCUUCGCCCACCCCCUGGCCUUCCUCACGCUCCUACCCACUUCCAUCAGCCAGUUCUUCUCCGGAGCUGUCCUCGGUUCUGAAAUGUUCGUCAUCCUCAUGCUCUACCUCUGGUUUGCCAUCGGCCUGGCCUGCGCGGGCUUCUGCUGCCACCAGCUGCUGUUGAUCCUCCGGGGGCAGACUCGCCACCAGGUGCGGAAGGGGGUGGCAGUGAGGGCCCGGCCCUGGCGCAAGAACUUACAGGAGGUCUUCGGGAAGAGGUGGCUGCUAGGCCUGCUGGUCCCCAUGUUCAAUGUUGGAAGUGAGAGCUCCAAGCAGUGGGACAAGUAGCAGACACUCCCAUCAUUUCUCUCUCUUUCUCUGUCUCUGUGUCUCAACUCCUCCUGAACCUAAGACCACAGCACCCUUGUCUCCACCCAUGACUACUUUAACCUCGUGCUGGUAAGGUCCUAGCACCCCCUCCUGCCCUUUAACCCAUAGAGAACAGCGUGGGCUGGUGGAUCUGGACAAGGAGGAAAAAUGGCCACCCGGGGAAUGCUGGGCUGCUCCGAGCCAGCCAGGUGGCUGCUAGCUGUCAGGAUGCUCUGCUUUCGCUUCUUCUCCUUGGGACCCCUACUUUCCCCCUCUGCCUGGCUCAUCCGCUCCCCACCAUGUCUCAUGUCAUCAUGGCUGUCUGCCGGAGCCCUUCCUCUCAGCCCCGUGUUGGGAG